Polyodon spathula (Mississippi paddlefish) is the source of this 932-nucleotide messenger RNA. It is a transcript of the gene rnaseh2c, whose product is annotated as ribonuclease H2, subunit C. Bases 42 to 449 code for a protein of 135 amino acids. NCBI's taxonomy places the organism in Eukaryota, Metazoa, Chordata, Actinopteri, Acipenseriformes, Polyodontidae. The record is from RefSeq and is a predicted model, not a curated record. Gene Ontology annotation, cellular component: ribonuclease H2 complex. Gene Ontology annotation, biological process: RNA catabolic process. The transcript is spliced from 5 exons.
UUCAGCGCGUAAACUUGCGUGGAGAGCAGCGUGGAGAGAGGAUGUCUGGAAGCAGAGUGAUCCGGCUGGACCUGGGGUCCCUGCAGCGCGCUGGGGGAGACCCCGUUCACCUGCUCCCCUGCGAGGUCGAGCACAACGGACCGGCCAGAGUCGGCCAGUACUUCAGCCCCGCAGUGAAGGGGACCAAGAGCGAGAUGACCGUGUCGUUCCGAGGGCGGGGCUUGAAGGGUCAGGAGGUCAGCGUGCCCCAGGGGUACAGCGGCAUGGUUUUGAAGGAGGACCACAAGCCAGUCUCUGAGGAUGAGGACCGGUCACUUCGGGUCAGAUCCACCUUCAGCACUCUGACCAGCUGGAACUUGGAGACUCCGCCCUCCUCCGAUGACGGGGUUGUCAUGGCGAUGAACUGGCCGGUAAUCGCCGAGGCAAUCCACGCACCCAUUGAAGACUAACCAGGGAGCCGAGGCUGAAGCCGCUCUGGAAGGAGUCGCAUCCCUUCCAACCUGCUGUACCGUCUACUGAAGACCGUUCCAUUGCAACUUUCCAAAUGGGGAGUGCUGUUGCGAUAUGCAGUCACCAGGUGGCGCUCUGCACUGUGCGAUAAAUUCAUAAUAAACCUUUUGCUUUUAAUGCCUCUUUUCACAGCGCUGCUUUUGCUGCUGUUAACAGCAAUCUAAAACUGCCUUCAAUAUUCAAGGCGCCCCUGUAAUCAGGUGUUUAAAAUGACUGUGCAAACUAUAAAAGGCACAGCAAUUCUAAUGCCUUGCAGGAAGGUCAUUCCCAAAUGAUUCCAUCUUUUACAGAAACCCAGGCAGUAGUGUCCAGUUGCUGGGUGUGUGAGAUUUUUUUUUUUUUUUUCAAUGAAUUACAAAUAAGUCAGUUUGUGUUUUGUAAUAAACGUUUCUCUAAAACAUAAAGUUGCAUCUUUUUAAAAA